Messenger RNA from Phyllostomus hastatus (greater spear-nosed bat), 3124 nucleotides. RefSeq names its product flavin containing dimethylaniline monoxygenase 5 (gene FMO5). The record is from RefSeq and is a predicted model, not a curated record. The transcript is spliced from 9 exons. Gene Ontology annotation, molecular function: NADP binding; flavin adenine dinucleotide binding; N,N-dimethylaniline monooxygenase activity. Lineage: Eukaryota; Metazoa; Chordata; Mammalia; Chiroptera; Phyllostomidae. The coding region runs from base 162 to 1763 and encodes 533 amino acids.
CGGCUUGUUUCAUUGGCUGUCGCAGUUUGCACUUUGUUGCUACUUGCGUUGUUGAAAACAGCCGAAACUGCAAAGCAGCCUCCAGGUUUCAGCUGAAAGAUCUGCCUGGUGUUGUUAAGAAAGGUAGGUUGCGUAGAUUCAGCCGAAGAUCUCUGGAGACCAUGACCAACAAAAGAAUUGCUGUGAUUGGGGGAGGUGUGAGCGGGCUCACAUCUAUCAAGUGCUGCCUAGAAGAAGGCUUGGAGCCCAUCUGCUUUGAAAGGACUGAUGACAUCGGAGGGCUCUGGAGGUUCCAGGAAAAUCCUGAAGAAGGAAGGGCCAGUAUUUACAAAUCAGUGAUCAUCAACACUUCUAAGGAGAUGAUGUGCUUCAGUGACUAUCUCAUCCCAGACCAUUUUCCUAACUUCAUGCACAACUCCCAGGUCCUGGAAUAUAUCAGGAUGUAUGCCAAAGAAUUUGACCUUCUAAAGUAUAUCCAGUUGAAGACUACUGUGUGCAGUGUGAAAAAGCAACCUGAUUUCUCCACUUCAGGCCAAUGGGAAGUGGUCACAGAAUCUGAAGGGAAAAAGAAGGUGGAUGUCUUCGAUGGAGUCAUGGUUUGCACUGGUCAUCAUACCAAUGCUUACUUACCGCUGGAAAGCUUCCCUGGAAUUGAGAUGUUCAAAGGACAGUAUUUCCAUAGUCGAGACUAUAAAAAUCCAGAGAGUUUCACUGGAAAGAGAGUCAUUGUAAUUGGCAUUGGGAAUUCUGGAGGGGAUCUGGCUGUGGAGAUUAGCCAUGUAGCCAAACAGGUUUUCCUCAGCACCAGGAGAGGGGCUUGGAUCCUGAAUCGUGUGGCAGACCAUGGAUAUCCUUUUGAUGUGUUGUUCUUUUCUCGACUUAAACAUUUUUUGGUAAAGAUUUGUGGUCAAUCACUUACAAACACAUACUUGGAAAAAAAGAUGAACCAAAGGUUUAACCAUGAAAUGUAUGGCCUAAAGCCUAAACACAGAGCUCUGAGUCAACAUCCAACAGUCAAUGAUGACCUGCCAAAUCGUAUAAUUUCUGGCUCGGUGAAGGUGAAAGGAAAUGUGAAGGAAUUCACAGAGACAGCUGCCAUAUUUGAAGAUGGUUCCAGGGAGGAUGACAUUGAUGCUGUUAUCUUUGCCACGGGCUAUAGUUUUGCUUUUCCUUUUCUCGAAGAUUCUGUCAAAGUAGUAAAAAACAAGAUAUCUCUGUAUAAAAAGGUCUUCCCUCCUAACCUGGAAAAGCCAACUCUUGCAAUCAUAGGGUUGAUCCAGCCCUUGGGUGCCAUUAUGCCCAUUUCAGAGCUCCAAGGACGCUGGGUCACUCAAGUAUUUAAAGGGCUCAAAGCAUUACCUUCACAAAGUGAAAUGAAAAUAGAAAUAACUAAGGCUCAAGAGCAAAUUGAAAAAAGGUAUGUGGAGAGCCAACGCCAUACCAUUCAGGGAGAUUUUAUAGAUACCAUGGAAGAGCUUGCUGAUCUGGUGGGCGUCAAGCCCAAUCUGCUGUAUCUGGCCUUCACUGACCCCAAAUUGGCAUUACAGUUAUUAUUGGGACCCUGUACUCCAAUCCAAUAUCGUCUACAGGGCCCAGGAAAGUGGAAUGGGGCUCGAAAAGCUCUCCUUACCACAGAAGAUCGUAUCAGGAAGCCUCUGAUGACAAGAGCAAUUGCAAGCAGUAAUUCCACAACUUCAACAAUAACAAUGGCCAGAUGUGUGCUGGCUGUUGUUUUCUUUGCUGUAAUUAUAACUUACUUUUAGCUGUUCCAUUGUCCUUGCGUCAGUUUUCUUUGGGGAGCUGGAUUUAGAGAUGUCUUCAGAAUCUGAUAAGAUUGAACAACACCCAGUUUCCCAUGGUGCAGAAAUCUACUUUUAUAUCCCUUUCCAAAGCAUCUAUCCUCUUUCCUCUUUUCCCCACAAUGGAAUUCCAGCUUUUCAUUCAUAUGAACUUGUCUUCCUUCUUAUGGCCCAUUAUGUUUUCCUUUCAGCCAUCCCUAGACUGUGAGCUCAGUUACUUUCUUAGUCAUCUUUUCAUGUCCUUAACAGAGUUCUUGAUACAUGAUAGAUGCUUAAUAAAGUGUUUGUUGUUAUCAGCCCUGGCUAGUAUGGUUCAGUGGAUUGAGUGCCAACCUUCGACCUGAAGGGUUGCCAGUUCGAUUCCCAGUCACAGCACAUGCCUGGUUGUGGGCCAGGUCAACAGGGGGGCAUGCAUGAGAGGCAACCACACAUUGAUGUUUCUCUCCUUUUCUCUAAAAGUAAAUAAAUAAAAUCUUUGAAAUAAAAUGUUUGUUAUCAAAUAUUAUGGUGGGGAGCAUAAGUCAGCAUCUGUAUAAGAAAUGGGUAACUCCAUGUAACUCUGCCUCUGAUAGGGUUUGUUUUUCUGUUAGAAACUCAAUCUUAUAUUCGUUUUUAAUAUUGUAAUUAAAUGUAUGUUUCCUAAGGAAUAGUCUUAUAACAGUUGUAUAUACCUAAGAUAUGUAGAUAAUUAAACAUUUUGUCUCACUAGCUAUUCACUAGUGUAUCUGAUACCUGGUCAUUUUGACUCUUUUCCUCUCAGCUAAAGGUCUUUAUUAUCUUAAUGAAGAAACUACCUUUAAUUAUCUAAGCUUAUGGGUCAUUCUGGUAAUCUAGCAUUUGUCAGAAGGUUCAACUUUGUUGAAAAACUUGAGACUUCAAAUUAGUUGUCCUAUCUUUUCUGAUCUUUUAGUUUGCAUGUUAGAAUCUAACAAGACUUUACCUUAUGAAAUAUAAGUAGCUGCCUAUUGUUGUCAUGUGGCCUACAAAUGUGAUUUGAUUUGUCUCCCCCUACUCCUGUUUUCUCCACUCCAAUCCUUCCCACACAAAGUUUAAGUAGUAUUUGAAGAGGUCAUUUCUGUAUUAAAUUAGAAUUGAUAUUAACUAAAUAUAGGGGCAUUCAGAGGGAAGGGGAUGGGGAGGUAGUAAAGGAAAAGGUAAAGGGGGUCAAAUAUAUGGAGAGGGAAGAAGAUUUGCUUUGGUUUGUGGAUAUACAAUGCAAUAUAAAGAUGAUGUAUCAUAGAAUUACACACUUGAAACUAUAUGAUUUUAUUAACUAAUGUCACUCAAAUACAUUUAUUUAAAAAUAAAUAAAUAUAAGGGCAUUC